AGCACAGAUCUGCAGGAUUUCAGCCUCCACUGUUGCAUCGUUAUUAAACAUUGAUGCUUUUUUCUGCUCUCAUCAAAACCAGAUUUGCUUCUGAAACAGUUGGUCUGCAUUUUUCAAAUCUUGUCCUAAUCUCAAGUUUCCGCGUUGCUCUUCUCGUCGCCCUCUGCUGCUUUUGGAGCCCGCAGAGAAGACACCUCCCACUUCCACCUUCAUUUGAAAUUUUCACUUCCUUCAUGUCACUUUGUGAUGUAGAUCAAGCCACCGUCUCCUGCGAGUCGUCACUCUGGUGGCCGGGUGUUUGGUGAGCUCCUGAAUCUCCUUCGCUGCGUCGACCCCCCAGUUCACCAUGUCCAGGAAGGUUGUGAGGGCCAGCAAGUUCCGCCACGUCUUCGGCCAGGCGGUGAAGGCCGACCAAUGCUACGACGACAUCCGCAUCUCCCAGAUGACCUGGGACAGCAACUUCUGCUCCGUUAACCCCAAGUUCGUGGCCAUGAUCGUGGACGCCAGUGGUGGGGGCGCCUUCAUCGUGCUUCCUUUGAACAAGACUGGACGCAUCGACAUGUCCUACCCCACUGUGUGCGGCCACACGGGUCCGGUUCUGGACAUCGAGUUCUGCCCUCACAACGACAACAUCAUUGCCAGCGGCUCUGAAGACUGCAGUGUCAUGAUUUGGGAGAUCCCGGAGGGGGGGUUGACCACCUCCCUCACAGAGCCGGUGGUCAAGCUGGAAGGUCACUCGAAGCGAGUCGGCAUCCUGAGCUGGCACCCCACCGCUCACAACGUUCUGAUGAGCGCAGGCUGUGAUAACGUGGUCAUCCUGUGGAACGUGGCCCGCGGCGAGGCGGCCGUGAGGAUCGACACCGUUCACACCGACCUCAUCUACUGCGCCUGCUGGAACAGGGACGGGUCCCAGAUCCUCACCUCCUGCAAGGACAAGGCGCUGCGAGUGCUGGACCCCCGCAAGGGCACCGUCCUCUACGAGCGGGAAAAGCCUCACGAGGGCUCCAGGCCCAUUCGAGCCAUUUUCACAUCCGACGGGAAGAUCCUGAGCACUGGUUUCAGCCGGAUGAGCGAGAGGCAGGUGGCGCUGUGGGAUCCGAAAAACUUCUCCGAGGCGCUGACUCUGCAGGAGCUGGACACCAGCAGCGGGGUCCUCCUGCCCUUCUAUGACCCAGACACCAACGUGGUCUACCUGUGUGGCAAGGGAGACAGCAGCAUCCGCUACUUUGAGGUGACGGACGAGGCUCCUUACAUCCACUACCUGUCCAUUUACAGCAGCAAGGAGAGCCAGAAGGGGAUGGGCUACAUGCCCAAGAGGGGGCUGGAGAUCAAUAAAUGUGAAAUCGCCAGGUUCUACAAACUCCAUGAGCGGAAGUGUGAGCCCAUUGUGAUGACCGUACCUCGUAAGUCGGAUCUGUUCCAGGAGGAUCUGUAUCCCGACACCAUCGGGCCCGAGCCUUCAGUUGAGGCCGACGAUUGGUUUGCAGGAAAAGACGGUCCUCCGGUUUUGAUAUCUCUAAAGGACGGCUUUGUAGCGACGACCAAAGCCAAGGAGUUCAAAGUUCACAAGAGUCUUCUGAAGACCACGACCGCUCCAGCGGGGAGUCAGCCAGACGCCAGCGGGGAGGUGCAGUCCUUGAAGAAGGAGGUGAAGGACCUGAAAGCUGCGAUAGAAGAGCUGACCAAGCGCGUGAUGGAGCUGGAGAGCAACCAUUAAAGAGGAAAGACGAGAAAACCAAACCAAAAAUGUGGAUGAAGAAGCAGGAGCUCGACCUGAAACUGCUGCUCGCUUUGGGUGGAAGUGAGACAAAGGGAUAGAUUAGGAAACAUUUCCAGUUUGAGAAUUCAUUUAUUUGAUUCUAGUGACCAAUUUUUACAAAAACAAGAAAAAAGUCCUUUUUU
Molecule: messenger RNA, 1902 nt
Organism: Oryzias melastigma (Indian medaka)
Lineage: Eukaryota; Metazoa; Chordata; Actinopteri; Beloniformes; Adrianichthyidae
Gene: coro1a
Product: coronin, actin binding protein, 1A
Exons: 11
Coding region: 347-1717 (456 amino acids)
Biological process (GO): cell migration; actin filament organization
Molecular function (GO): actin filament binding
Source: RefSeq, a predicted model, not a curated record